This is a messenger RNA of Solea solea (common sole), 1782 nucleotides long. It is a transcript of the gene gch2, whose product is annotated as GTP cyclohydrolase 2. Gene Ontology annotation, cellular component: cytoplasm. Gene Ontology annotation, biological process: tetrahydrobiopterin biosynthetic process; tetrahydrofolate biosynthetic process. Gene Ontology annotation, molecular function: GTP binding; zinc ion binding; GTP cyclohydrolase I activity. The transcript has 6 exons. The record is from RefSeq and is a predicted model, not a curated record. NCBI's taxonomy places the organism in Eukaryota, Metazoa, Chordata, Actinopteri, Pleuronectiformes, Soleidae. The coding region runs from base 133 to 804 and encodes 223 amino acids.
UACAGAUCGGCCAGAGGGACAGAGGUGGCCACACGCACGCACACUCACUCACUCACUCACUCACACCUGCACGACCUCCUCACUCACUCACUCAUCUACACCCUCAUCUUCUCCUCAUCCACAACAGCAAACAUGAACGGCAUCUGCAACGGGAACGUCAACGUCAACGACGCCGUGGAACACCGCCAGGCGUCCAUAGUGUACUGCAAGCACGAGACGUCCCGCAAAGAUGCGGAGGACAAAUCGCACCUGCCCGCGUUGGAAGCCGCUUACACCAGCAUUCUGCGGGAGCUCGGCGAGGACACGGACCGACAGGGGCUGCUGCGCACGCCGCUGCGCGCCGCCAAGGCGAUGCAGUUCUUCACCAAGGGCUACCACGAAAGCGUCGACGACAUCUUAAACAACGCCAUAUUUGAUGAAGACCAUGAUGAGAUGGUGAUUGUGAAGGACAUCGAUAUGUUUUCGCUCUGUGAGCAUCAUCUAGUGCCCUUUUUUGGCAAGGUUCAUAUUGGGUAUGUGCCAAAUAAAAAGGUGGUGGGACUCAGCAAGCUGGCAAGGAUUGUGGAUAUUUUCAGUCGGAGGCUUCAGGUUCAAGAGCGGCUGACGAAGCAGAUUGCCACGGCAAUAUCUGAUGCUCUGCAGCCAAAAGGUGUAGCUGUGGUUAUUGAAGCAGCGCACAUGUGCAUGGUAAUGCGUGGCGUCCAGAAGAUGAACAGCCGCACAAUAACAAGCACCAUGUUGGGAAUUUACCUCGAUGAUCCCAAGACCCGAGAGGAGUUCCUGAAUCUUACACAUUACACCUAACCACUGAUGUUCACGUCUCUGUAUGCAGUUGCACCUGUAAAUGUCUGGAGUAAUUCUGAUUCUCCAUCUGACUUUACUUCAAUAAGAUCUCAGACCAGAUGCAGCUGCUUUUUCAUGCAGGUUCUAGGCCAACACUGGAGCUCACCUGACGACACCAAAGCCUGAAACAUUUCUGUUCAUUUCCACAAAAUUUUAAAUAUUGGCCUCACAGUGCCUUUGGUAGAUAUUUUACAGUCUUGAAUGGCAUUUUUGUUUUUAUAAAGUUUAAAACCUGAGUGCGAUGUUGUCACAAUAUUCAACAUUUUUUUCCUGGUGGGGAUUUCUUUGGUGCUUUUGCAAAGAGAUACAGACUCAUGCUUGUGCAAUAUAUUUUUAAUCAUUUAGUAUUAAAUACUAAUACUUUUUCACACGGGCCACACGGUGGUGUAGUGGUUAGCACUCUCGCCUUGCAGCGAGAAGACCCGGGUUCGAGCCCCGGUUGGAACAAGGGCCUUUCUGCAUGGAGUUUGCAUGUUCUCCCCGUGUGUGCGUGGGUUCUCUCCGGGUACUCCGGCUUCCUCCCACAGUCCAAAAACAUGCAAUGUGGGGAUAGGUAAAUUGGACACUCCAAAUUGACCAUAGGAGUGAGUGUGAGAGUGAAUGGUUGUUUGUCUCUAUCUGUGUGUGGCCCUGCGAUGGACUGGCGAACUGUCCAGGGUGUACCCCGCCUAUCGCCCGAUGUAGCUGAGAUUGGCACAGCACCCCCCGCGACCCUCUGGUUGAGGAUAAAGCGGUAGAUGAUGACUGACUGACUGACUUUUUCACACUGGCUCCACUCUGCGUACAUUUAUGAAGUUGUUGUAAUAUAUGACAUUUUUAACCUUUUAUUUAAUGUCUAUAGUCGACGACUAUAUAGAAGACUGUGUAGACAUUUUUGUUUAUUUGUGACCACUUUAUAAUUCUUUGCUUAAAUAAAAUUAUGAAUUGAAAAUGAUAAAA